AUGCGGUUAGCAAUGUUAGCGUUUACGCUAACGCUAGCCCUUUUCCCUGGUGAAAUCGUUGGGGACAGAACCGCUCGUGCUACCCACGAUCUCGUCACCAAUCUGCCUGGUGUGACUUUCGUCACGAAUUUCCAGCAGUAUGCCGGCUAUCUGAAUGUCACCGCUAAUUCCAACGUCGAUGACGCUUCGGUUUUCUAUUGGCAUAUUGAGUCGCAGAACAAUCCGAGCACAGAUCCACUGAUACUGUUCAUCAAUGGUGGCCCAUCAUGCAGUUCGGUAGCGGGUAUGAUGGAAGAGAUCGGCCCAUUCCGUGUGAAUGCAGACACAACUACACUGGCUGAAAAUGUCUUCUCAUGGAAUAAGGUGGCUAACCUGCUCGUUAUCGACCCACCAAAUGUGGGAUUUUCACCAGAACCGAGAUGGGGUAAAAAGAACGACGACGAUCUUGUAACGUCAACGCUGGAAGCUGCUCUUAGCGAUUUCUUCACUGUUUUCCCAGAAAAGCUCACAAACCGAUUUUACAUAGCAGGGGAGGGUUAUGGAUCGGUCUACGUUACCCGUAUUGCUUAUUUGCUCCUCCAGAAAAUGAGUAUCGGUAAAUCAAAUGUAAAUCUACAGGGUCUCAUAAUCGAAAAUGGAGUAUUGAGUGUGCCGACGGAAUUCAAUACCAUACUACCUAUUGCCUACACACACGCCUUUGCAGGAAAAGAUCAAUGGGAUGAUUUGCGUUCUUCCUGCUGUCAGAAUCAGUCGAUCAUGGCCUGCGACUUCUACAACAGUCCCGAUCCCAUAUGUCAGAAUAAGUCUCGAACCGCAUUCCAGGGAUGGAUCGAUCAAACGGUCUACUCAUACAACAUGUACCAAGACUGCUAUCGUAAUACAAACAAUCUCAGAAGGAUGAUUAAUGCUAUGGGAUUCGAUAUGGCUGUCACAAACAAUUAUGGCUCAACGGAUCCAUGGAAUGGCUAUCCAUGUAGGGCAGAUAGUAGUACUCAAUCGUAUUUGAGUCAGUUUGCCACUCAAGCAGCUCUUCAUACCAACAUGCAGUUGUAUUCGACUUGCGCGAAUAUUCCUUACGGAACAACGACAACAGAUCUGACCGUGGAUCUAUCGAACAUCAUCAAUCACAACCUGUACAAAAGUCGUAAUAUGUCGGUUGUAUUCUACAAUGGAGACUUGGAUACAGUGAAUAACUUUUUGAGUGCACAGAAUUUUCUACGAAAAUUCAGCAGCGUUCAAGGACUGACGGUCACAAGGGAAGACACUUGGAGAGCAAACUAUAAUCGAAGUGUCUAUAUGGAUAUGGAAGGUGGAUUGCGGACCACAUAUUCAGGGAACAUUGACGUCCUGUCUAUCAGAGGAGCUGGUCAUUUUGUGCCGAAAUCUCGUCCUGCCCAGGCAUUGCAAGUGAUUCGCAACUUCUUGAAUGGCUUCAGCUACGAUAACUGUCUGCAGUUUGUGAACCUUGCAGCCGCACCGCUUCUAGCCAAUUACAGCUACUUGAACCCAGCUGUUUCGAGAAGGGAUGCUGACAGAAUCACUGAGCUACCAGGGCUAACGUUUGAACCAAACUUCCAACAGUACUCUGGAUAUCUACGUGGUUCAGACAAACACCGUCUACAUUACUGGUUUGUCACUUGUCCUACAGAUGGUCCAGACGUUCCAGUCUUGCUUUGGCUGAAUGGUGGUCCUGGAAGCAGCUCUGUCUGGGGAAUGCUGACUGAGAAUGGACCAUUUCGACCAAAUCGUGAUGGAAAAACACUCUUUGAAAACGUCUAUUCAUGGAAUAGGUUCGCUCACGUUCUCUACUUGGAAGCACCGCAUAAUGUAGGCUACUCCUAUUCCACGGAACCUAACGACAAUGCUUACACUGACGAUCAGACAGCCGACGAGAAUUACAAUGCACUGAAAGACUUCUUUUCAAUGUUUCCCGAAUAUGCAUCAAGGGAUUUCUUCGUUACUGGUGAAUCAUAUGGUGGUGUCUAUAUUCCGACACUUUCCCGACGAAUCUUGAACGGCAUCUAUACAGAGGAUCUGAACAUAAACUUUAAGGUAAUUUCUCAAUAA
Messenger RNA from Haemonchus placei, 2067 nucleotides. The record is from the annotation of a GenBank genome assembly. NCBI's taxonomy places the organism in Eukaryota, Metazoa, Nematoda, Chromadorea, Rhabditida, Trichostrongylidae.